AUGUCUAAUUUAUGUAGUUUGACAGUUCAAACAAUGAACGAUAUUUCUGUUGAUGGACAUCAAUGGGAACAAAUUAUUCGUGAUCAUCUAAUCAAACUUAAACGAUUUCGACUCAAAUUAACGAGAAAACUUAAGAAUGACAGAAAUUGGGAACAACAUCUCGAUGAACUUAUUGAUUCAUUUCGAAGUCGAUUUUGGCUUGAAGAACGUCGUUGGUUUGUUCAAUGUGAUUGGGAUCCAGAUGUUGCCGCAAUUUAUUUAUACACUUUGCCGUAUGCUUUUGAGCAUUUUACAGUAAAUUUUCCUCUCAUAUUCAAAUCGACUUGUCCUCAUGUUAAAUGUCAUUGUUCCUAUAAUCGUGUACGUCGACUUAAAUACUUGCCUUCUAUAUCUGAAAACAUAAAUCAAUGUCAUAUUAGUUUUUGUAACGUUCAAGAUCUUACUAUUUAUCUCCCAUUGACUAAUCAUUUGUGGAUGAUCGUUCCAAAAUUUCAUCAAUUGACUUCACUUUGUGUAUCAUGGUAUAAUUAUGACAAAGAUUUUCCAGAUCAAUUACAAUUGCUACUUGAUCGAGCACCUAAUCUCUAUUCGUUAAGCAUUGAAACAUGGCGAUCGCAAACUACGCAAUUAGCACCAGUUAAAAUUACGCAUGCUUCGAUUCGACGACUCGAUUUUUAUAACUAUAAUUACUAUUAUAACAAUGAAGACUGUUCUAUAUUGAGUCGUUCACCGUUAGGGAUACAAUGUGAAAUACUUCGUAUCUCGGUUGAAAAUCGAACAUGUGUACUGGAUCUCGUGGAUAAAAUGGCUAAUCUUCGUCAGUUGAUAGUUCAAUGUCGAGAUGUCAAACAUAUAGAACAAUCAACAGCAAUUUCAGAUGAACUUAUCGAAUGGCUGCAAUUUCACUUGUCAUCCACAUGUACGAUAACAAGAAGUACUCGUUUAGAAAAUGAAAUUUACGUGGGUAUUCGUUAA
Messenger RNA from Rotaria sp. Silwood2, 975 nucleotides. The record is from the annotation of a GenBank genome assembly. NCBI's taxonomy places the organism in Eukaryota, Metazoa, Rotifera, Eurotatoria, Philodinida, Philodinidae.